AUGGCGAGUGUGCAGGUGCCCCCUGCGGUGCAGCACCCGGGCUCGGCCAUCCCGGCCGGCAUGACCCAGCAGCAGGCGCAGGAAAUUUAUCUGCAGAUGAAAAAGCAAGGCAUUCCCAGCACCGAUCCCGAGUUCGUUAAGACCCAGACGAUCCUUGCCGCCCUCCAACGUCAGAGCGAAUUGCGAAAGCAGCAGAUGCAGAUGCAACAGCAACAACAACAACAGCAACAGCAGCACGCUAACGCUAAUGGUGUUGCCAACGGAGCCCAGCCUGCUCGCACCACCCAGCCGACCAGCAUCCAGACCACAAUGCCUCCCUCCACAACCUCACUUGGGGCGUCUGCUCUACCAGCAACCCCGGGCGCCCCGACGGCCAACGCGGCCGGCACGCCGGCGCAAAAUCAGUCCAGCCAUUUCUCUCCGGCCCAGCUCAACUUGCUGUGGACACAGAUCAAGGCUUUCAGGAUGCUUGGUAAGAAUGCGGGCGUACCAGCCCAGAUGCAGAAGGCCAUUUUUGAGCACAGACAACGGCGUCGCAUGUCCUCGGCAAAACAAACCCCACAAUCUCCUUCCACAGUCGACAACACCGCCAUAUCAGAACAGGACAGCGCAAAGCCUGGCACCAACGGAGCAGAUGCCCAAGGCGAAGCCGCAUCGGUUCCGCAGCCCAAGUCGUUCAAGACAAUAAAAUCCCCAUACGACGGUGGGCUCGUGCGCCAGUCUAUCUCGUACAUGGACCACGGACGCCGGAAGAACCGCCUGAUUAUCCCCGGCAUCUUCCCGACGGGCAUUGACUUUGAGCAGCUGAGGGCCGAUCGCGAGAAGAUCGUCUUCAACCGUAUGAGCGCGAGGUACUCGGAACUGAAGUCGCUCCCGGGCAACCUGGCACACUGGGAUGCUUCUCAAGAUCACCUUGUGGCUGAUGACACAGCGAAGCGGAAAGCCAUCAUUGAGAUGAAGAAGCUGGCUCUGUACUCCAAACAGCGCGCUUUGAGAGACAGAGUCGGAAAGCAGAUGAUGCACUACGACAACUUAGCUAUGACGACGAACAGGGCUGCGUACCGUCGCAUGAAGAAGCAGAAUGUCAGGGAAGCUCGCGUCACCGAAAAGCUUGAGAAGCAGCAACGUGAUGCCCGUGAGAACCGCGAGCGCAAGAAGCACGUCGACUUCCUGCAAGCCGUAUACAAUCACCGUAACGAGGUGCUCAGCGCGGGGCAGGCACAGCGCGGGAAAACGCAGAGGCUCAGUCGCCACAUGUACUCUCACCAUUUCAACAUCGAGAAAGAAGAGCAAAAGAGGAUCGAGAGGACGGCCAAGCAACGUCUGCAGGCGCUCAAAGCCAACGAUGAAGAGGCAUACCUCAAACUGCUCGACCAGGCCAAGGAUACCCGUAUUACUCAUUUGCUCCGGCAGACCGACGGCUUCUUGCACCAGCUUGCCUCCUCCGUCCGUGCCCAGCAACGACAGGCCGCCGAACGCUAUGGCGACGACGCCGAGCUGCCCGAGGAGAGCGAGCCUGAGGAAGAGGAUGCGGAAAGCAGCCGCAAGAUUGACUACUAUGCUGUUGCCCACCGCAUCAAGGAAGACGUCACUGAACAAGCCAGUAUCCUGGUCGGCGGUACGCUCAAGGAAUACCAGAUCAAGGGCUUGCAGUGGAUGUUGUCGUUGUACAACAAUAACCUGAACGGUAUUCUCGCUGACGAGAUGGGUCUCGGCAAGACGAUUCAGACCAUCAGUCUGAUUACAUAUCUGAUUGAGAGGAAGCAUCAACAUGGCCCGUACCUGGUUAUCGUUCCCCUCAGUACGCUAACCAACUGGAAUCUGGAGUUCGACAAGUGGGCGCCGUCGGUUACCAAGGUGGUUUACAAGGGUCCUCCGAACGCCAGAAAGCUCCAGCAAGAGAAGAUCCGCCAGGGUAGGUUCCAGGUCUUGCUUACGACGUACGAGUACAUCAUCAAGGACCGUCCGCUGCUGAGCAAGAUCAAGUGGUUCCACAUGAUCAUCGACGAAGGUCACCGCAUGAAGAACGCAAACUCGAAGCUGAGCGCCACCAUUCAACAGUACUACAGCACCCGGUUCCGCUUGAUUCUCACCGGUACCCCGCUGCAGAACAACCUUGCCGAACUGUGGGCCAUGCUUAACUUCGUCCUCCCCAAUAUCUUCAAGUCCGUCAAGACGUUCGAUGAGUGGUUCAACACUCCGUUCGCAAACACCGGUGGCCAAGACAAAGAUGGAGCUCACAGAAGAAGAGCAGAUUCUCGUCAUCCGUCGCUUGCAUAA
Molecule: messenger RNA, 2280 nt
Organism: Chaetomium globosum CBS 148.51
Lineage: Eukaryota; Fungi; Ascomycota; Sordariomycetes; Sordariales; Chaetomiaceae
Exons: 2
Coding region: 1-2280 (759 amino acids)
Biological process (GO): positive regulation of transcription by RNA polymerase II
Cellular component (GO): nucleus
Molecular function (GO): DNA binding; ATP-dependent chromatin remodeler activity; ATP binding
Source: RefSeq, a predicted model, not a curated record